Messenger RNA from Fusarium redolens, 948 nucleotides. RefSeq lists its product as uncharacterized. Bases 1 to 948 code for a protein of 315 amino acids. The transcript has 4 exons. Lineage: Eukaryota; Fungi; Ascomycota; Sordariomycetes; Hypocreales; Nectriaceae. The record is from RefSeq and is a predicted model, not a curated record.
AUGAACCCCAUCUUCCCCCCUGCGCGGCCCUCAUCUCCGUCGAUCAAGACGAGUGGAGCCCCGGCCGGAUUCUGGACCGAGGAUUUGUGCUCGGAUAAGCUACACUCAAAGUCUCCGAUAGAAUCCGAGAAAAAGAAAGGAUCAAAAUCCAAGGCUAAGGAGAAGAGAGCCAAACUGUGCGCCGAGACCUCAUCAAGCCGAGACAAAGCUUGCAAGAAAGGACAGCCUACGAGGCUGGAACACUCGGGGAGCACUGACAAGGUCAAAUUCAUGCCUGGUUGGAACGCGGACAGAGCCGAAUUUGAAGCCAAGUUGGCCUAUGAUGUAUACUGGGGCGAGGCGACGAGAGAAUUCAACCGCCGACUGGUCGUAUACACAGGCCGUCUCAGACUACGGGCAUCCGCUGAGGCUAUGGCAUCUGACUUAGCUUUUGUGCCUAGCAGCGAGCUUUCCCUCCAAAGUCUCAUGGAAAACCCCGUUGACUCGGGAGAUAGACGAGGCCACAGUGGCACAGAUUCGUCUGCACCAGCAAAUAUGAUGUUUGGGAUGGUGCCUGAUGUCGGAGCGCCUGUUACCUUGUUCCUGAACGCCGACUAUCGCGAGCGUGUUCCCCCAAAGGAUACUCUCACCAUCAAGCAGAUCACACGUAUAACUCGUGGUAUCGCCUUCGGUUUCCGUCAUAGUAAGCAAAAAACUUCCAAUUGUCGCAUCUCUAUUGGGCAAGAGAUUGAAGCAGACCGCAAGCGGAAGACCAAAGACGAAGACAAGAUUGCCUCCCUCCAAGCAUCCAUCACUGAGAAGUGCGAUCGUACAUUUUUCAAGCAUGCCGCUGAGCCGGUGUACCGUCUCAUCAAGACUCCAUCGGCUGCUGCGCCGGCUGCUGCUGUUGAGUUUCAUGGCAAGUCCCCAUCUGUUCAGCAACCACCAAGAGAAAGAGGCGAGAGUUAA